Dromaius novaehollandiae (emu) is the source of this 1173-nucleotide messenger RNA. RefSeq names its product PYM homolog 1, exon junction complex associated factor (gene PYM1). The transcript has 3 exons. Gene Ontology annotation, biological process: exon-exon junction complex disassembly. The record is from RefSeq and is a predicted model, not a curated record. Gene Ontology annotation, cellular component: exon-exon junction complex; cytoplasm. NCBI's taxonomy places the organism in Eukaryota, Metazoa, Chordata, Aves, Casuariiformes, Dromaiidae. The coding region runs from base 145 to 783 and encodes 212 amino acids. Gene Ontology annotation, molecular function: RNA binding.
GGCUCCCCGCCGAACGGGGCGCUGCCCCUUUAAAAACAAAAUGGCCGCCCGCUUUUGCGCCCCGCCGCCGCCGCUCCCCCUUCCCCGCCGCCGCCACUUCCGGGGGGCGGGGCCAGGCGGGCGGAAGUGUGUCGCGCUCGCAAGAUGGCGACUCCCUAUGUGACUGACGAGACCGGGAAGUACAUCGCCUCCACGCAGCGCCCCGACGGCACCUGGCGGAAGCAGCGGCGGGUGAAGGAGGGAUACGUGCCGCAGGAGGAGGUGCCCGUGUACGAGAAUAAGUAUGUGAAGUUUUUCAAAAGCAAACCUGAGCUGCCGCCCGGGCUGAGCCCGGAGGCCAACGCCCAGCCCAGCAAGCAGCCCGGCAAGGCGGAGAGCGGAGAGACGGGACUGUCCAAGGCAGCCAAAAGGAACUUGAAACGCAAGGAGAAGAGGAAGCAGCAGCAGGAGAAGGGGGAGAGGGAGACAGACGAACUGAUCCAGGCGCUGGAGAAGACCUCCCUGUCGGGGGGCGGCGGCGGGGACAAGGGUCCCCCGGGGGACAGUCAGGCAGCCGCGCCGCAGCCGGCCUGCGGCACCAAGGGCCCCGCCGACGGGGAGGCCUCCGCCGCGGAGAAAACCAAGAAGAUCAAGAACCUGAAGAAGAAGCUGCGGCAGGUGGAGGAGCUGCAGCAGCGGCUCGACUCCGGGGAGAUCAAGCAGCCGACGAAAGAGCAGCUGGAGAAGCUGGGGCGGAGGAAAGCCUUGGAGGAGGAACUGCAGGACCUGGAGCUGGACUUGUAGGGGUGGGCGGGAGGGACGGGACGGGACGGGACGCGGGGACUCGCAUCGCAGCGGGCGCACGAGGGCCGGCGUCCCCAGAGCACAGGUUGUCCGGACUGAGCGCCAGGCCCCUCUUUCCCGGGGAUUUUGUUUUGGUGGGUGCUGUUGGUUUUUUCAUAACAGUUUUUCCCAGCUAUCGGUGUUAGAAACUCGGCGACUCUCAAAUACCUCUCUCCUUUUUUAAUUUUAUUUGGGGUGGGGCCGGCCUGGCGGGCGGGCAGGGCUGGUGCUGCGGGCCAGGGCAGGGGCAGUGGCUCUUCCUUUCGUUGUUCCCUGGCCCCUCGUGUUCUGUGUUACGGCCUCUCUUCCUUUAUUUUUAAAAACGAUGCAAUAAUAAAAUUGCAGUAGUGA